CCACUCAGUCUCGAGUUGAGCUUCUUCCUCGAAAGGUGGAGCACAUAGCGGAUGAACCCAGGGGAUCCGAGUCCUCACCAGCCAAGUCCUCGAGGGCCAUUCACUGGCAUCUACAGCAUCAGGGAGGUCGGGAUGGUCACGUUCCACCACUCGAUAACACCAAUAGUCACCAACGAGGGCAACGAGGAUGAUCUCCUGUUGGUACUGGUAAACGUAAAAACAGAUGCUGGCCUGAGAAAGAAGAUGCUGGAAAGCCUUGUCGCAAGAUGUCGUGAUAGCAUCGUAUCGAAGGUCCCGUGUCCGCAUUUCCGGCUUGAAGGGUCUCCGCUUCGCUUCGAACAGAAUAGGAAUGCUGAAGCCUUGCAAAAGGGCGACAUCUUCCACCCAGGAUUCAAGGUUUUCAAAGGCAGGCGGCGUCUGGAAUCACGACACAUUGAGUUGGUUGGACCAUUGGGCUGUCGGCAGCGGGCUCGUCAAGCUCGUCAUCGUCAACUACAAGCUUGAAUUGCGGAUGCAUCAGGAAAUUGGUAGUGCCAGAGACGAAAUAAUCGCCGAAGUCUAUGGCUAGAUCGAUCUCAAGUGUCUUUUCAAACGCUCAUCGUGAUUGAGAU
This is a messenger RNA of Somion occarium, 611 nucleotides long. The record is from the annotation of a GenBank genome assembly. Lineage: Eukaryota; Fungi; Basidiomycota; Agaricomycetes; Polyporales; Cerrenaceae.